This is a messenger RNA of Sceloporus undulatus (fence lizard), 11223 nucleotides long. It is a transcript of the gene SZT2, whose product is annotated as SZT2 subunit of KICSTOR complex. Bases 56 to 10759 code for a protein of 3567 amino acids. The record is from RefSeq and is a predicted model, not a curated record. NCBI's taxonomy places the organism in Eukaryota, Metazoa, Chordata, Lepidosauria, Squamata, Phrynosomatidae. The transcript is spliced from 72 exons. Gene Ontology annotation, cellular component: peroxisome.
GGCCUGGAGGGAAUUUCAGCCAUCCUACUUCCGCUUCCGGGUCGGGGGAGGUUGAAUGCGGGAGGCGCCAGCUAUGGCGGCCUCGGAGAGAGCAGAAGCUGAGGUUGAAGAGGCCGGCCAAAUCUACCUCUUGAUGAAAAAAGAUUAUCGUAUUUCACGCAAUGUGCGUCUUGCCUGGUUUCUCAACCGUUUACAUCAGGUUGUCUGUGCAGUCCCUGAAUCAGAAUUGGUGAGCAAGCAAAGCUGUGUGAAAUCAGAUGAUGAGCUGGAUGUUCUCAGCAUACUGCCAAUUAGCUGGCAACCUGAUGAGUCUGUACAGCCCAGGCCGUAUCUCCUUGUGCCUUCCACGCAAGUCACUUUCCUUGCACGUCAAUACCGUUUUGUGAUUGAACUGGAUCUGAGCCCUUCUACAGGGAUUGUAGAUGACUCUACGGGAGAAAUAAUUUUUGAUGAAGUGUUCUAUGCCCUCACCCGGUGUUUAGUGGGGUUGCUAAAACCCUUUCGAAUCCCAGGUUCAGGCAUCAUCUACCAACCUGAGAUCUUCAUCACUAUUCAAGCAUAUUCUUCAAUCAUUGGGUUACAGACACACCAGGUGCUGUUCCAGGGUUGUCUGCUGGAUGAGACCAAUACAGAGACCUUCCUGCAGCAAGUUUAUACACAGUUAUGCACAUUUGAAAACAAAGUGGCUGAGAUGCUCCAACAGCAGUAUGAGCCCAAAACUCAGGUGGACUUGCCAUCUCUUAACCAAGAGCAUCUUUGUGAUACCCAGGAAUCCUCAGGGAGGAAGCUGGGUGUCUCUAUGGUCACUGCUGAUGUAGGGCUGGUUAGCAUGAUUCGGCAGGGAAUUCUGGCACUCCAGCUGCUGCCUUCUAACUCCAGUGCAGGGAUUAUUGUGAUAACAGAUGGCGUCACCAGUGUGCCAGAUGUAGCUGUCUGUGAAACUUUGCUCAACCAGUUGCGCAGUGGGACUGUGGCCUGUUCCUUUGUUCAGGUGGGAGGCAUCUAUUCCUAUGACUGCAGUUUUGGUCAUGUCCCCAAUGUGGAACUCAUGAAGUUCAUUGCCAUGGCAACAUUUGGCACAUACCUUUCCACAUGCCCUGAGAUCGAGCCUUCUUGUCUGGACUUGAAUGUUUAUCACAAAGCUUUUCUACUAUACUCCUUUCUGCGGAGUGGAGAAUCCCUGAACCCAGAAUAUUAUUGUGUGUCCCAACACAGACUUUUCAAUGAACACCUUGUUUCUGCAAGCAGUAACCCUGCACUGGCUAUGAGACGGAAGAAACAUACAGAGAAAGAGGUGCAUGCUGACCUUAUCAGUACAGUCUCUGUCCGGUUGCGAGAAGGUUAUAGUAUCCGUGAAGUCAGUGUCACAAAAGGAGGCACUCACCUUGAAGUGAAGCUUGUCCUGCUGUGGAAGCACAAUAUGAGAAUCGAGUACCUGGCAGUGACUCUGUGGCCCCUGGACCCUUCAAAACGCAGCACAUGGGUGGAAGUAACUAUGGAGGGCAGCUAUGACAUUUUGCAUGACAUCAGCUGCACAAUGCGCAAGCCCAUCACCAGUCUUUACCGCACAACUGUGAUACGGCGUUUCUGGAACACCUUGCAAAGCAUCAACCAAACUGACCAGAUGCUGGUUCAUCUUCAGUCAUUUGAUAGUGCUCCAGAACACUUCACCAUUCCAGAAAGCACCAGAAAUGGGGUGCCACUGUUCUACAUUCCACCAGGGUCUACUACACCGGUGCUAUCAUUGCAGCAUAGCAGCUCAGACUCCUGCCACUCACAGUUUGCAGCCUAUUGGAAGCCCAUCCUGUCUAUGGAUGCCAACUUCUGGCAGAGAUGGCUACACAUGCAUCGCAUUGUUAUCCUCUUGGAACAUGACAUGCCAGUCCCAAAGCAUUUGCACACACCAGGCAACAAUGGCCGGUAUAGUACAAUUCAGUGCCGCAUCUCACACUCAGCACUGACCUCUUUGCUGCGUGACUGGAGUAGUUUUGUGCUGGUGGAAGGCUAUUCCUAUGUCAAGCUCAUGCGCAGCUCUGAGGAUCAGCCUCCUUUUUCAUUUUAUGUGGUGCGAAUAAUUUCCAAAGCUCCCUGUAUGGUUCUCCGGCUGGGAUUCCCCAUUGGGACACUUGCAAAAAUCAGGAACAAAAUAGUUGAAGAAUUAAGGGAACGUAUCCUGCAGCUACGCUUUCCACAUAGGGUACAAAGCAAAGAGGCAACUCCCAAAGUGAAGAGGAAGAUCAUUGGCAGCAGCUCCCCAUCAAAAUCUCCUCCUGUGGCUGGAGCCCAGCCAACCCUCUCAGACAGGCCUUGCCUGAUAGUGCUUCAAAAGCCUCUGGAUAAGCUUCUCAUCAGAUAUGAAAAGCUGCCCUCUGACUACCGUGUUCCAUGCAUUCUUCCCUUGGAGAAUCCCCCAAUGUCAGGCCCUCUUACUGUAGUGGCCAACCGCACAGCUUCCUCCACUCUAGCCUCCUUGUCUCGCUACUUCUAUCACAAGCGCUGGAUCUGGUGUGUGCAGUCAGGACUGGUACCUGCAGUGCCCAUCACAGCUGUAGCACAACUCCUGUCUACUCUCACAGAGGUUCGUCUGUCUGAGGGCUUCCAUUUUGCUUCCAGUGGUGAUGGGAUUAUCAACAUGGUGCUUGAGUUGCCCAUUAAGAGUGAUUUCUCAGGAGUAAAUGGCAGUGAGACGCAUAGCUGUAUUGUCCAAUAUGUGCUGUUCCCUCCACAUUCCACUUCUACUAAAGACAGUUUUUCCACAGAUGAUGACAAUGAUACAGAGGUGGAGGCCAUUGAAGUGGACAUGGAGUUGAAUGUUGUCACAGAGUGCUGGGUAGAACCACAGAGUGGCUGUGUGGAUGGUGCACUGGACAUCUGGAAACAUUUUGAUGGCUUACCUUAUCGGAAAAUCCCUAAAGCGCUGUAUCCUCGAGAUUUGAUGUGCAUCCAUACUAUGCUUGCUUUUGAGUAUAUCAGCCAGCUGUGCCAGAACAAGGACUGGGUCUUCCCUGCAUGUGAUCCACGGCUCACUGCUACUGAAGGUCGUAAUGCUGGAAGUGGCACCCAAGUGCAUGAAAUUCCUUUUCAUUUUGACCUCAUGAAGUUACUGCCCAGAUGUCAGCAGAUUGAGAUGUUUUUCCUGAUGCUGACAGGAGCAGAGGAUGGGAUCGCAAAAGAUUCUUCUUUCUUGCCAAAUGAAAUGCUUCUUGGUCUAUUCCAUGGCUGUCUCCAGCAUGACCUCAGUGACAGAGAGAUUACACUAUCAGGCACAGAUCAUAUCAGUUUUAUGGAGCAGGUGCUGCAGCGGGAUAGAGAUGGUCACCCACCCCCAUUUGUGCUCUCAGUGUUCGAAGGGCCCUCAAAGGCCUCCAUGCCCCCUGAAGGUCGGGAUCCAGCAAACAUUUAUCACUCUGUUGGGAACAAAGACACAACUGCCCCUACAAGUAUAUAUCUGACUCCAGACAUUGUAGAGACUUCAAGAGAUACCUCACCAGCAUCCAAUGCCAUUUUCCCACAGUGGCGAUGCUAUGCCAAGCUGGUAAAUCCACAGCAUCUUUUUCUCACCUUCCUACCAGCUACAUUCGCAGACAUACAGAGACUGGUGGCUUGUGGACCAGAUAAACCUUCAAAAGAGGCAGGAACAACACCGCCCCAAGGAGCAGUGGAACUGGAGAGUGUAGAAUCAGUUCCUACUGUCAGUGUCACACCAGCCCAUGAGAUUGGCCAGGAUUCACAAGAUCCAGAUGGUGCACCUAGGAAAGAAGGACACAUAUCUUUCAGCCGCCAGGCAUCUCAGCCAGACCUGAGUGACAGUGGCCGUGCCCGUUGCCCUGUCUUUGUUUAUAGUUGCUCUUUGGAGUUGUUACGGGAGCAGGUGAUCAACCCCAGGCCAGAUAAGCCUCUGCGGGAUAUAUUUUUCAGAAGCCAGUCUGUAGAGCGUCCCACCAGUGCUCCCUGGCUAGAUCCUAAGCACAAAGAUCUGGUGAAUUACUGCACCUUGCUGCAAGAACAUUCCCACCAGUGCUAUGUAAAAGGACUGUUCAGGAGCCUGCAACAGGGUCACAAUAUCAGCUGCCCUGACCUGCUUAUAGCCAUGGAUUACUGUGAGGAGCUUCUGCAGGAGAUAGACAUCACGAGCUUCCUACUUACCUUAUGUAAUCAUGUGCGUUCAUUCUGUGAGCACCACCAACACUUGCUCAUUAACUUGGAUGGAGAAGUGGUGCAAACCUCCCAAACCCAAGAUGUCUUAGUCUCUGUUUCCAGUGUUGAGACAGAGGAUUUCAGUGAACCAGAUUCCCAGAUUUCUGCCUGCCCUUCCCAGGAACCUAACCAGAGUCACUGUCCAGAGUUCCCUCUCUCACUACUAGACAGCAGCCAGCCCUGCCAAGGCCACACUGAUUUACACAGGAUCAUCCAGGAGAAGUUCUUGGAGAUCGGUAGCUUACAUUUUAAACCAGUGCCAUCUAAUCCUCAUUAUUUCUUCUAUUGUCCUCCUUCUACCAAAAAAGAGGAGGAGAUCUCGCAGGACCAUGCAGAUAGGAAAGGCAGUGAAGACUUGGAAAGCUCAGAAACUGAUCUGGCAGCUGAUGAAGGAAAUACAUCUGCCUGCGGCAUCUGCACUGAAAGUGACCCAGAACUGGAGGUGGAAUACCGGGAGCGGUUGGACCAUGAAUUACUAGAAACGGACUCCCUUUCAGACUCCAACACUGUUAACCAGGAUGAGGACUCCUUCAGCAUUCUGGGAGAUUCUCUGGCAGAGCAGGAGAUGCUAGAACAAGAUAUGCCACCUCUCUUUAUGCAUCUGACCUGCUCUGUGAAGCUUCGUAGCCAGCAUGGUUCCAUGCCUGUUCGCUCACUGCCUACCUGCCUGGGAGAGGUGCUGACCUGCCUUGAGAGCUGUAGGGCACUGCAUACUAUUGAUCUCUCUGACCUCUGUGUGACCCUGGACAUUUUUGUCCUGACCCUUCCAUUAGAGAUUGAAAUGGUGAACGAUUUGCAUCACAAUAGGUAUACCUCUGAGAGCAGUGUCUCUUUCACCCGUUCCCCAGGGCGCCCUUCCUCCUUCCGCUCUGAUGAAGAGCUUAUGCAUACCUUGGACAGGCUCCCUUCAGCUGUGGAUGAUGGGCACCCGGCACUCUCUAAUCUUCCUGGAGUACACAGACAAGCUGUUGAAGCUACAAUGAUAGAAAUCCGCUGGCUCUUGGAUGAUGAGAUUGUGUCAGCAUUGCGUCAUUCACGUCCAGUUUCUACUGACAUCUUGAGCCGUGUGGCUACCCAUGUCUACAGUUCUCAAGGCCGCCCAAGUUGCCACUGUGAGGCUGUUCCUUUGCAGUUUGUAUUUGGGCCUGAGAGCUCACUGGAAAGAUUUCGGGAAGAGUUCCAGAGAAUGACCCUACCUGGCUAUGUGCUUAAUGCUGAGGGGAAUGAUUUCUACUAUGUUUCUGUCAGCCGUCUACAUGCUCCAAUAGGUGGGCCCAGUCCUUCAGUAACACUUGAGAGCACCAUGACAGGAGGAAGGUGUGAGGGCAGCAGCAAAACAGAAAGCUGCUUGCCCUGUUCUGUUCCCUCUGAGGAAGCUCAUGGUCUCUGGGCAUGGCCAGCAAGUGAGACGAAGGCUGGGCUGGAUACUGUUGAAUUCCUUGGUACAAGUAGCUGUGUGCAUGAUGAGGUGUUAGGUGAAGUUCCACGUCUGGAUCAAGUCAGUACUUUGGCACGUAGUUCUAUGGAGGAAGAGCCUCCUGUAACCCAUCCACAAGCUCUGCCUUAUUCCUCAGAUAAAUGGAAUAGUGAGAAAUCUCCCUCAGCAACACCAUCUGUAACAAGCCUGACAGAUUCUGUGAUCCCUGGGAAGGAAGGUUGUGGGAAGCAGCACCCCAGUCGUGUUCAGAGCCUGGUGUCAAGCCAAGGUAGUAUGGAUUCUGAUUUGCUCGGAUAUGAUGGUGGCAGCAGUGAUUCUGAAUGUGAAGAGGUAGCAAUCAGUGACAUGGAACCCAAAUGUCCCCUCAUGCCUGACUUCUGGCUGAUUAUAAGAAUCCACCAGGACCGAGUGGAAAUCUAUUCCCACACACGGAGCAGCAUGAGUGCAAUGAAAGUAACACAGAAUGAGGAAGGGGAAUGUAUGCGUCUUCACCAUACUGUAGUGAAGAAAGUUGGCGAGAUCUGCCGCAUUGUAAACCAACGGUUGCUGUUACAAGAUCUACAUGACAGCCACAUUUGCAAUUCUCUGCUGGUUGCUGAGAGUGAGGAAGAUAUCUGGAAAAGUGAAACCCCAUAUACCUACCGGCAGCGCACUGGGACUGAUGACUACCCUGGAGAUGAGAGUUACCAGCCCCGUGACUAUCUUGCUGCCACAAUGCAGUUUAUGCCUGGACACUUCGCUUGCAAUGCAGUCUGGAGCACCACCAUCCAUGUACAUUCACGACUAAAGAUGGGGCCCAAUAUGGGUGUUGCACGUGCCAUCCAAGCCCUGCGCUCUGUACUCAAUGCCUUCUCUGUUGUUAAUAGAAAGAAUAUGUUUGUUUAUCAGGAGCGUUCAACCAAGUCUGUUUUCUACUUGCGACUCUCUGAAAUUACUUCUAGUGGGAAGAGUGGGGAAGGUGAAAUCCAGAGCCUUGUAUACCGUUCACUGGCACUUUCACGCAGCCAGGAGCCCAUAUACACUGAGGACCUGAGUGCAUCUCGCUCAUCCUUGGACACCGCCUCUUGUCGCAGUGUGGAUUCCCCCCGCCCUCUGAGCCAAAUGGACAGACACAUCCAGCUAGUAGUUCAUGGAGUGGCCCAGGCAGGACCUGAGAUUACAGAUGAGCUAGUAAAAGUUCUACGUAGACGUCUGGAUGAAGCCACCUUGGAUAUCAUCACAGUUAUGCUUGUGAGGACUUGUAAGCUCACACCAGCCGAUGUAGAGUUCAUACAACCCCCUGGCAGCCAACCCACUGAAGUGCUGCAGUUCACUCUUCCGCCCUCCUGCCUACCUUGGCUCCCAGCUGUGGCUUGCUAUCUACGUCAGAACCUGCUGAUCUUUCUGCACACACCUAAGUACACAGACAGCAAUGUGGAAAACCAUUUCAAGCACUAUUUCCACCAGAGCAGUAGCAGCCCUGACCUUGAUCUCUACCUCUAUAACAAGCCUGGAGGCCAGGGCACUGGUGGAAAAGGCAUUGCGUGUAUUGCUCUGUCCUUUGUGGAUGAUCGUGGAAACCCCAUCUCCUUGGCUCGCUGGGUGAGGCCACCCACUGCACUGUUGAACACAUCAUUCCUUCAGGAAGCAGAUUUUGAGAGCUUGACUGCUGUUAGCAAGCACGAGACUGAGCCUGGUACUUCACAGCCAGCUCUCUGUCCUCUGGUACGCUUGGAUAUCUGGGAAAAGGGUAACAUCAGCUUAUUGCAGUUGUCUGAGAAGCUGCGUAGUGCUCUGCGCCAUGCACUCUGUGAUGCACUCAUGGAAUUCCGUGUGCUGCCCAAUCCAUUGUGUGUUGAACUGUCCUCUGAACUAGAAGAUCCAGGGAGCAUUGGAAGCCUGCGGCGGACGAUGUCUGAAAGUAAGGGACUGACUCGGCCUACUGGAGGCAGAGUGUGUCCACCCUCCUUGAAUUUCCCUGUGCCUGCCACAGUUGCUGGUGAGCCAGCCACACCCUCCAACAGAAUGGGGCGGCGCAGUUUUUGGGAUAUGCUGAGCAAGCCAGAGACGGUGGAGCAAGGAAGCCCCAAGACCACAGAUGAUAUUGUGCUGGAACGUCCUGAAGAGAGUCGCACCCGCCGUCGCCACAAGACUGAGAGUGUGAAGCAGCCUUCCAGCCAGGAACGUGUUGCUGCAGCUGCUGAACAGGGGCAGACUCAGAGGCGUCGAGCCUUCCAACUAGAGGAAGGGGAUGUUGGAAUCCUGCACCCCAUUUUCAGUCAAACUUGCCAGUCCUGGAUGGCAUUCAUGAAUCGUUUGGGGUGUCCUUCGGUGCAACAAUGUGCCACGGAGAGUGUGUCCCGCUUCCUGCUUCCCUCCAUCAUGCUUGAGAUAGUGAACCUGGUCACCACUAUGGCAAAUGACACCACUGUCAAAGUAUUUGAAAAAGUCAGUGGUCCUCAAGGUGUGUCCUUUGAACCAUAUGCUCUCACACCAGGCUCUAGUGCUCGACCAGCUGUCAUUCGACACUUCAUCCUGCUGGGGCGUAGCUUCCAUCAGUGGCGUUGCAGCACUGAACCAGCUCUCAAAGGUUUCCAACGUUUUGAGGCCACAGAGCUUGGUUCUGCAGAGAAGAGUUCAGAUGUAGCUCCCCGGCAAAGGUUCUUUUUCAUGGAAAUUGUGGACAAAAAGCUGGUGCUCUACACCUACAAUUGGUCUGUGGACCUGGGCAGUGCCCUGAGCAGCUCUCUCACUCGCUUACUGCAGUGGCAAAAUGCCCGUUCCCAUGUGAUUCACUGCCUGCUGAACCAGAAGCUUGGACUCUUCCACCACUACUGUUACAUGGACACUCCAUGGCAUGAAGAUAGCAAACAGGAGCAAAAUCCCUUCCUGAAUUCCACUCUGGAGGUGGAUACCCUGAUCCGGAGCUCUAGUGUUCCCCCUAGCAAGGAGCAAGGUCGACUAAGUGGUUCUACUCGCAUCAUGCAACCUCUCCACUUCCCUCCUGACAUGGUGCCCUUUGAUGAAGCUCUUCGUGAUGUCUCAAUCAAUAGGCCUAUCUUUCACAGCCUUGAGCUGGGUGCACUUGACCGUGUGGCCCAACAUGGAGCUCAGUUCCUAGAGAUCAAGAACAUGGAGAGGAAAGAGCUGGAGAAACAGAUGAAGAUUGAGAACCUCUUCGUGACAUGGCAACAACGGUCUGCGCAGUCCAACAUGCCAAUCAGUCUUGCAGAUUUGGAAACUCUGAAGCAGUCAUCACGCCUGGUCCAUUACUGUGCCACACCUCUACUCUUUGAUCCCACUUUCCGACAGCAGAUUCAGGCUGAUCAACAGAGCAAGCCAGAGGGGAAGAAGCGGCAUCGUUCAAAUGAUUCCACAGCAUCCAGUAGAGACCGCAGCCACAGUUGCGAUUCUGCAGAGGGACUGCCAUGUAGGGCCAAAGAUGAGGCCUGGCUCCUGGAGUUGUGUCACACUUUCCUACAACAAUAUAUCCAGUACCUGCAAAGCAUGGGCUUCAUUCUGGUGCAGGUGCGCCCAACUUCACCCACCCGGAGCAGCACCAGCCGAAUCAGAGCUCUGGCAGCAAUGGGCAAUGAAGGGCGCAGCUCCUUCUCAUAUACCAAGCCAAAGGCUGAUGGGAGUCCAAAGACCACCAGCCCUCCUGUCACCACAUACCAUUUGCAAAGAGCUCUGCCUGGGGGCAUUGUGUUGAUGGAGCUGGCUUUUCAGGGCUGCUAUUUCUGCGUAAAGCAAUAUGCACUGGAGUGCUCAAGACUCCCCAUGGGCCAGACUGUCAAUUCACAGCUUUCCAUGCUCUUCACAGAAGAGUGCGACAAAGUACGUGAUCUCAUGCAUGUGCACUCAUUCAGCUAUGACUUCCACCUACGUGUUGUGCACCAGUACCUGCUUGGAUCCCACAUGGCACUGAGGCAAGGUUAUCAUCUCACCAGUUUCCUGGAAGACUUCAUUGCCCAGCAUCCUGACAUCCCCAAGUUUGGCCGUAAUCAUAUCUUCCAAGGUGCCCUGGCCUUGCCUACCAAUACUAUCAUGGCCCAUCAUCUGUACAACUAUAUAACUGACCAUGCUAGCACCUACCAUAUGAAGCCAUUACGCAUGGCCAGGCCAGGAACUAGCACUGAUGGCAAGAAGGGGACCCCUGGGCCCGAGCCAAAUGAAUAUGCUCUAGUGUCCAUCUGGAAUAGCUCAGGUUCCUAUAAGGAUUCAGAAGGGUUACGUCACCAUGAUGACUUUGAUGUGUCCAUGCUUGUAUGUCACAGUGCUCCACCCUUUGAGGAGCAGAAUGAGGCAGACAGACUCAUGCUACGGUUACACUUCUACGUGAUCAUGACAAGCCAACGGGAGCUGUUCCCACGACUCACUGUAGACAUGCGACGCUUCAAGAAGCUGCCACGCCUGCAGCGGGAGGCACUGGAACCGGUUCUGGGACGUGGAGCCUGGGAGACAGCAGAGGGUGGCUGGCAGCGCAAAGAAAUAAUGGAGCCCUGGGAGGAAGUGGAGGACAGUGGCGAGUUUUAUGCAGGUGGCCCCCAAGUCAAAGUGGGCCCUGGGCUCUUCUAUACAUCUCCACUGUUCCCAUUGCUUGCCUCAGAGGUGGCUGCUGCCCAGAGACAGCUGACUAACAUGGUGCAGCUUGCCAAGUGUCACUGCCGCCGAGACAACCUCUGGAAGCGGCUCUUCCUGCUUGAGCCCCUUGCCUCUGACAAACUGAAGCUGGGCAAACUCUCCAUUGGUGAGCUGGAAGAAUUGCUGGAUGCAGUGCACAAGAAAUCCAUUUCUGACAUUGACCCCCAGUUGAGCUGCUUCCUCACUAUGACAGUCUCUUGGUACCAGAGUCUUAUCAAGGUGUUACUGAGUCGUUUCCCCCAGAGCUGCCGCCAUUUUCAGAAUGCUGAUUCUGGCACUCAGUAUUUGGUCGUUCUGAACCAGAAAUUUACGGAUUGUUUUGUGCUUGUAUUUCUUGAUUCUCAUUCAGGAAAAACGAGUCUGACAGUGGUUUUUCGGGAGUCUUUCCCAGUACAACCCCAGAACAAUGAGAGCCCCUUGCCACAACUUGUGUCUACAUACCACCAUCUGGAAUCUGUCAUAAACACAGCUUGCUUCAACCUCUGGACAGGGCUACUAUAGUAGUGACUGGAUCUUCCCAUUUGGAGCACACUGCAUGGACCCAGCAGUUGUAAUUGGCUGGAACAAAGAAAAGACCACUUCAUGUGGUAGGAACACUGGGUGAUAUGAGGGUACAGCUGGCUGGAUAAGAAGUCAGAACACUUUCAAGGAUUCGGACUGUACUGAAUAGAACCACAGGAGGAAUAGGUCUGUGUCUGGUGCACAGCAAUGGCAACCUGACUGAAAGGGAAAAGGCACCUUCCCAAGUACCCACUGAGGUCUUUGGGUGGACAUGCCUCCUUGAAAUUCAGGGCCGAAAGUCUUCUGGAUUCGCAGACUUAGCCAGGCCUUUUUAGAGCAAAUCACUGGAUGGGCUUUAGUGGGAGGGUAUUGCACAAUGAUGGAAAUGUUUUCUAUGAAGUGAAUGUACAGUAUAUUAAAUAAAAUGGAUCAUUAAUUAUAAUAAUAAAAUACUUUGUCACAAA